This is a messenger RNA of Arachis stenosperma, 405 nucleotides long. RefSeq names its product RING-H2 finger protein ATL79-like. The record is from RefSeq and is a predicted model, not a curated record. The transcript is spliced from 2 exons. Lineage: Eukaryota; Viridiplantae; Streptophyta; Magnoliopsida; Fabales; Fabaceae. The coding region runs from base 1 to 405 and encodes 134 amino acids.
AUGGGGAAGGACCUACCCUUCCCCCAAGUGCCUGUAUCCUCUAAGUUAUUGGACCAAACUUUACCUGCCAUAAGUAGAACUGCAAGAAGGAUUCUAAGGCGGCGCCGUCAAGGGUGUGACUCCUACACGCCGGAGAUUGUUGUGAACCUUCAUGUUACCACGCACAUUAUUGUUCAAGAUUUAGAUAUCUAUAAUGAUGAUGCUGAAUGCGCUAUUUGUUUGGAGGAGUUUGGCCAUGGUAAGGAAGAUUCAAGUGUAGGAAUUGUUCGCACAAAUUGUUCGCAUGUUUUCCAUGAUCGCUGCAUGCUCCGCUGGCUCCGACAGUGUGCCAACUGUCAGUUGCCGUAUUCUUGCCCAUUGUGCCGCUGCAUCAUAUUUCCAACUUCACAUAGUCACGAUAAAUAG